Messenger RNA from Sinocyclocheilus grahami, 1762 nucleotides. RefSeq names its product ephrin type-A receptor 6-like. Gene Ontology annotation, molecular function: protein binding; transmembrane-ephrin receptor activity; ATP binding. Gene Ontology annotation, cellular component: plasma membrane; dendrite. The transcript has 5 exons. Bases 452 to 1762 code for a protein of 436 amino acids. Lineage: Eukaryota; Metazoa; Chordata; Actinopteri; Cypriniformes; Cyprinidae. Gene Ontology annotation, biological process: ephrin receptor signaling pathway; axon guidance; protein phosphorylation. The record is from RefSeq and is a predicted model, not a curated record.
UGCGUGCGCGAGACUGAUUUGACUAGUUUAAGCGCGUGAUAUACGCCAGGCUUGUGUGUCGACGGCACAUAGUGUGAAGAAGAGAAGCGCGUGUUAACGCGUAGAGAGGAGGAAAGCCCGUUAAUGGACACUGACGACUGGAGAACACACUUAGUCUAGUUCUUUAUUUCAAGUGUUGACAGCCUGACAGCAUUAGGGAUAACUUAUCUCACAGUCUCUAUCCUAUUUAUGGGGUAAAUUCUGUAAGUUUUUCAAGUACCGCCGGUAGUUGUGCGUAAUGGGCUGGCAUUUGUGUCGCUCUGUAUCCGCGUUUUCGCGAUGCGGGGAACGAGGCGGUUGACGCGCAAAAUCCUUUACAAUAGUUAAAUGUGUUUUGUUACUGGAUAUUUAAUCUCGGACUCAUUUCUGUAGUAACUGUCACCGACUUGCGUGCACAACUGGAUACAAAAAAAUGACUUUUCAAAUAUUUUUCUUCAUGUUUGCUUUACCGGGAUUGAUUUUGUCGGACCCCGUCCAUUCAAACCAAGUGAUUCUCUUGGACACUACAGCUGUGCUGGGAGAACUAAGCUGGAAGACCUACCCAAUAAAUGGGUGGGAUGCCAUCACGGAGAUGGAUGAGCAUAACCGUCCCAUCCACACCUUCCAGGUGUGCCACGUAAUGGAACCCAACCAGAACAACUGGCUUCGUACAAACUGGAUUCCCCGUCAGGCUGCACAGAAGAUCUACGUGGAGCUUCGCUUCACCCUGCGGGACUGCAACAGCAUCCCCUGGGUCUCUGGCACCUGUAAGGAGACUUUUAACCUCCUCUACUUUGAGACAGAUGAGCCGCAUGGUGCCACUGCUCAUUUCCAUACCAACGACUACGCCAAAAUCGAUACCAUAGCCGCCGACGAGAGCUUCACACAGACAGACCUGGGCGACCGUGUUCUGAGGCUGAAUACCGAAGUGCGAGAAGUGGGCCCAAUAGCUCGUAAGGGUUUCUACUUGGCCUUCCAGGACGUGGGCGCAUGUAUCGCCCUGGUGUCUGUGAGAGUUUAUUACAAAAAGUGCCCAUCUACCCUGAGAAACCUUGCAGCCUUCCCCGACACAGUACCGCGGGUGGAUUCGUCUUCACUGGUGGAGGUCAGGGGAGCGUGUGUUGAGAACGCUGAGGAACGUGACACACCUAGGCUGUACUGUGGAGCUGAUGGUGAUUGGCUGGUGCCGCUGGGCCGUUGUGUCUGCAGCAUAGGCUAUGAGGAGAGUGACGGUCUCUGUAUUGCCUGCAGACCUGGGUUCUACAAAGCCUUUGCAGGAAACAUCAAAUGUUCAAAGUGUCCCCCACACAGUUCCAGCCACACAGAGGGUUCGGCACAAUGUCACUGCGAAAAAAACUACUACAGAGCCAGCAAGGACCCUCCCACCAUGGCCUGCACACGACCGCCCUCCUCUCCUCGAAACAUGGUUUUUAACAUCAAUGAGACCGCCCUCUUUCUGGAGUGGACUCCGCCCAGCGACACAGGUGGUCGGAAGGAUGUAACCUAUAAUGUCUUCUGUUUCCGAUGUGGAGCUGAUGGCCAGGCCUGUGAGGCAUGCAACAGCAACAUGCGCUUCGUACCCAAACCCACGGGCCUCACAAGCACCUCUGUGGUGGUCCAGGACUUUGUGGCGCAUGCCAACUACACAUUCCAAAUUGAGGCUCUGAAUGGAGUGUCAGGCUUGGGCAGAUCUGAGAGACAGCUUGCCAAUAUCACCGUCAGCACAGAGCAGGCUGGUGAGUAG